Didymosphaeria variabile is the source of this 4338-nucleotide messenger RNA. RefSeq names its product Transcription initiation factor TFIID subunit 2 (gene taf2). Bases 1 to 4338 code for a protein of 1445 amino acids. Gene Ontology annotation, molecular function: transcription cis-regulatory region binding; chromatin binding; RNA polymerase II general transcription initiation factor activity. NCBI's taxonomy places the organism in Eukaryota, Fungi, Ascomycota, Dothideomycetes, Pleosporales, Didymosphaeriaceae. The record is from RefSeq and is a predicted model, not a curated record. Gene Ontology annotation, cellular component: transcription factor TFIID complex. Gene Ontology annotation, biological process: transcription initiation at RNA polymerase II promoter. The transcript has 2 exons.
AUGGACGAAGGCGUCGACGACCCCGCGCUCGCCAGCGCCUUUACCGUCGAAAGCCAGCGCCUGGAGUUCGACAUCAGCUUCCGUCCGCGCCUUCUGAAAGCGAAGACGCAGAUUACCAUCCAACCGCAGUCGCCUAAGCUCAAAGAGAUCCACCUGAGCUGUCGCCAGCUCAAACCGACCCGCGUGCGCCUAUCAAGCCGCAACGUCCACCUCGAAUACCAUGACCAGUAUGACCAUCUGGGUCUGCCCCCGCAACACACCAUCCACCAGUACCACUUCUUACGCAACCGCGUGGGGCGCCAUGAGAUCGGUGUCGAGGAGGAGCUGAAAGUGCCUCUGCCGCCGGACUUCAAGAUUCCGACGCGGCGGAUGCAGGGUUCGCAGGAAGUUGUCUGCGAUCCGUUGGUGGUGGAGAUCGAAUACAAGUUGGACGACUUUCGCGAUGGCCUGCAUUUCGUCGGCACCGGCGAGGGCGACUCGCGCUAUCCUCACGUAUACACGCGCAACACAGGUUUCCCGGGCUUCGCUUCCUCCUUGUUCCCUUGUGUCGACGAUGGAAACACACGAAUACCCUUCGAGCUGUCCGUCCGAUAUCCACGUACUGUGGCAGAUGCGCUUGGCAAGGGUCCCGCGUCCGACAGCCGACCCCAGACAAACGGCGCACAGAAGGCAGAUAGCGUCUUAGACGGGUACGACGAGGAUAAUGAGUUGACCGAGGAGGAACGAGCGUUGGAGAUGCGGGCUGUUUGCUCCGGUGAGCUGACUGAUACUAUUGUCGACCCUACAGAUCCUACCCGAACUACGUCAAGCUUUCGGAUAGACCCUAUCACCGGAGGAGGUGUCCUCCCACAGCACGUGGGCAUUACGAUAGGCCCUUUUCAGGAGGUGGAUCUUUCGCGAUUUCGUACCGAGUCUGAAGGCGACCGUCUACAAGAUCAAGCCGUCCGGGUGCACGCCUUCUGUUUGCCGGGGAGGGAGGACGAGCUCAGCAACAGCGCUAUGAUGAUACCGAAGACGCUGGAUAGCUUUGUCGACUGUUACCAGACAUAUCGACUGGGAAAGUCAUAUGAGCUUGUGUUCGUGGACGAUCUGCCGCACGAUACUGCCCAUACCAUGGCCCUCACCAUCUGCAGCUCUCGAUUGCUGUAUCCAGAGAGCGUAUGGGAACCACUAGAACAUACUACACGGACUUUAGUGCACGCUGUGGCCAGCCAAUGGAUUGGCGUAGAUGUUAUCGCACAAGAACCCCGCGAUCACUGGAUCAUAGCAGGCGCAUCAUGGUUCAUGACGGAAUAUUACCUGCGUGAUCUGUUUGGACGCAAUGACCAUCGAUUCCGGCAAAAGGCAGCCAUGGAUAAGCUCUUGCGAAUGGAUGUGCGGAGGCCUUCAUUGUAUGAGCUAGGCCGGUACAUUCAUCUAGAUCCUGGCGCACAAGAGUUCAUGGAUCUCAAAGCUUUGGCUGUUCUUUCUAUACUCCAUAACCGCCUUGUGAAGACGAGCGGAAAGAAUGGUGUGGAUCGAUGCCUAUACAGACUGUUGCUGAAUAGAGCUGGUGGCUCCCUCAACAACGGUGCCAUCUCUACGGACGCCUUCCUCUUACUAUGUGAGAAGGUCGGCCACCAGAAGCUCGACAGCUUCUUCAAGCAAUGGGUGUAUCAAGCUGGCUAUCCCAUAUUCGAAUGCCAUCCGACCUUCAACAAGAAGAGGCAGACUGUGAAUUUGACUAUCAGACAAUCACAAAGUGGGCUAAUACAUGAUGAACCGCUCAGCUCCUCUGCUUUUAUGAGGGAAGCUAAGGAGCGAAGUCGAUCAUUCGUUCCCAGCUCAGAUUUUCCUGCCUUUGUCGGGCCCAUGACCAUUCGGAUACACGAAGCGGAUGGAACACCAUACGAGCACAUCAUCGAAAUCAACUCAUCGAACGUGAGGGCCGAGAUUCCCUAUAACACAAAGUACAAGCGCAUCAAGCGUAACAAGCUCAACAAAGAACGACAAGCUCAGGCGCAAGGAGGUGAUGCAACUGGGGAACAAGAUGAAGUCACUAUCUAUUCCCUGGGUGAUUUGUUCUUGAACUCAGAAGAAGUGGAAGAAUGGAAAAUCCAGGAUUGGUCAACUGAAGACGAGCAGAAGAUGGAGAAUGAAGCGUACGAGUACAUCCGCGUGGAUGCGGACUUUGAAUGGCUCGCGCGCAUUUCGAUCACCGACAUGCCAUCCUACAUGUUUGUGUCGCAGCUGCAACAAGACAAGGAUGUUGUUGCACAGGCGGAAUCCAUCCAGUACUUGGCUCGGAAACAAGGCCACGGCAUCAUCUCUAGUUUCCUUGUCAAGACGCUUAUGGACGCCCGGUACUUCCAUGGUAUUCGAACGAUGGCGGCUGAGGUCCUGGCGAACCAAUUUCAUGUCGAUGGCCCGGUCGAGCUUAUUGGGCUAUACCAUCUUAAAAAGGCUUUCCAAAAGCUUUUCUACGUUUCGAACUCAGAUAUGACACGACCCAACGAUUUUACCGACCGAGCUCUAUACAACGUUCAGUGUGCUAUUCCUCGGGCUAUUGCCAAGGUGAAGGGGCGUGACGGUAGAACGCCUGCAGAGGUUAAGCAGUUCCUGCUAGACAUCAUUCGCCACAACGACAAUCGGGGCAACGAAUACAGUGAUGACUUUUAUCUUGCCACGCUCAUGCGGGGGCUAGCUGAAUGUCUCGCCGAUCCAAUAUUGGACGAUUCUUCUAUCGAUUUCAUGGCGCAAUCAGUAGAGGUUGAGUUCAGGAAGAAGGCAAUGGGCGAGAUUGAUCGCCACAAGCGCCUUGAUGAAUGGAUUCCAUCGUACAACAACGUGUUCACCACGACCGCACUUGAUUGCGAUGUUCGGUUAAUGAUGAACCGUCUGAAGCCGCUUAAAAUUUCGGAAUUCUUGUUCUACAGCCAAACGGGCAACGCAGAGAACGUCCGGUUGAAGGCAUGGGAGUGUCUUGUUCGUCUUGGCGCAUUUUGCACCAAGGACAACAUCACGAAGUAUUUGAUCCAUGAGCUCUAUGCGGACCCGUCUCCGUACUUUAGAACUCAGCUGCUCCGGAUAAUGGGCUUAGCGAUCGGCCAAAUUGCAGUUGGCGACGCGAUCAUAUUGAAUGAUUUGAGGAAGCGCGAGGCAAAUGAUGGUCUUGUCCUCGGUAACGAGGACGACGAAGGCCAAAGCCGUAAAGAUAAACAAGAUCGCGCUAAGCUGGACGGUGCCCUCCGUGCACUGAGGAUUAGCUUGGGCAAGAAUCUGGCCUUCAAAGAGGCACUAGAGGAAGCGCUCAAGGCUAAUGGAUCAUCAUUGCAGAUCGUGUCUGAGCUGCUGGAUAUCUGCGACAUGUUUGUUGACCAGAUCAACAGAAUGGUCGUGGUGUUGAAGUACCCGCGCUAUUGGAAAGUGGCGCGUCUCGACCCUCCGCGAGCAAGCAAACUUCGCAUGCACUUCUCUCGAGGAAAUAUUCGAACCAAAAUGCUGCGCCCGCCCAAGCCUAUUCCGCCGGCUGUGGUUGAAGAGGCAGCAAAGCCGCCGCCGAAGAUAGCGAUCAAGUUUGGCAUUGGCAAGAGCACUACAGAGGAUCAAGCACCAGAUGGAUUGCCCACGAGCGUCAAAACAUCUCUUACGGCCCAAUCACGUCCGGCGUCAGAAUCUGCGCCGGGUACUCCGAUACGAGUAACUACCCCAGCCGCAUCACAGGACAACCGAAAGCUGCCUGUUGCUGAAGUGCAAUCUUCAGUUACCUUGACCGGUACUCCAGACGGGUCGAAAGCAUCCACGCCUGCGCCCUCGCAAGUACAAGCUCCUUCUCCAGCAUCGACACAGGCUCCUGAUAUAUCGACACCUAUGGAAGGUGUCGAAAUAACCUCAGUACCUGCCAAGCCCCGACCUCAGCCUCCGGUCAAAGCUUCGACUCCCGCUCCUGCACCCUCCCCAGCUCCAGCUACUGUCCCCGCACCGGCGUCUGCAAAACCCACACCUACCCCUACCCCCACACCCACCGCAGAAACGCCCAAGCCGCCAAAGCUCAAACUGAAGACCAAGAACCCGCUCAAGGCGCCCAAGCCAUCUUCCUCCCUGCCCAAGGCGAAGAGCAAGCGCAUCGUCCUCCGUCUCCCACCAGAGAAGCUAGCCACGCUCGGAAAGCGAAAGGCCCAGACGGACAUCGAUCCCCGGCCCGCGAAGCGCACGCCCACCGCGUCGCCGUACCUGAACGGCGGCACAUCCACGCCCACUCGCAAACUAGUCACCGUGGAGAAGAAGACGGGCGAGCGGCCGCGCCUGCUGGUGAAGAUGAAGGUGGGCAGUGCGAAUUUGGCGCGUCUCGUGCGCUGA